This is a messenger RNA of Neltuma alba, 2039 nucleotides long. Its product is annotated as crocetin glucosyltransferase, chloroplastic-like. NCBI's taxonomy places the organism in Eukaryota, Viridiplantae, Streptophyta, Magnoliopsida, Fabales, Fabaceae. Gene Ontology annotation, molecular function: quercetin 3-O-glucosyltransferase activity; quercetin 7-O-glucosyltransferase activity. The record is from RefSeq and is a predicted model, not a curated record. The transcript has a single exon. The coding region runs from base 384 to 1781 and encodes 465 amino acids.
UCACUUUUUUGCUUUGCCCCACCAGAUCAGAUUUUUUGGAUGUUUUGAUUUUCAAUUUUUUUUUACAGCUAAAUAUUGAAGUCUAAAGCUAUAUAUGGUGAAGCUGCCAACUCGAUCCUUGCCUCUUCAUCCCCCCAAAUAAUUCACAUAAUUGGCCCCCCACCCUGUCGCAAUCUGAGACGACCACAAAAAAACACAAACACAACACGAGCCAGGAAUAAACCAUCCCUCCAGUGCAAUUCCUCCCCCGGUUUCACUCCACUGUACCAUCCCCUCAAUAUAAUCUCGUUUUCCCCGUGGUUAGAUAUACUACUUCUCAUCUCAUUCUCCAGCGGUGAGUGAUAUUGGUUUUCACUAGUUCCUUCUCACGCGCCGCCCCUACCAUGGUUCACCACCACUUUCUUAUCCUCGCAUUCCCGGCUCAAGGCCACAUCAAUCCGGCUCUCCAGCUCGCCCACAGACUCAUUCGCAUGGGCGUCCUCGUCACUCUCUCCACCACCGUUCGCAUGCACCGUCGUAUGGACAAGACAUCAACUAACAUCCCUGGCCUCUCCUUCGCCCCCUUCUCCGAUGGCUUUGAUGACGGUUACAAACCCGAAGAAGGCAGCGACGAUUUGAAAGCCAGCGCCGAGCACUACAUGUCGGAGUUCCGGCGUCGUGGCUCCGAGUCUCUCGCCGAUCUCAUAGUCUCCUCCAAACAGAAUGGUGGCCAUCCUUUCACUUGUAUUGUGCACACCAUGCUUCUUCCCUGGACAACAGAGCUGGCACGCCAAUUUCAUCUUCCUUCAGCGCUAUUGUGGGUCCAACCCGCCACGCUAUUCGACAUCUUCUAUUACUACUUCAAGGAUGACAACUUAAUCAAGAACAAACUCUCAUCGGCUUCAAAUUCAAUAGAGUUACCGGGCCUGCCGCCUUUGGAACCGCCGGAGCUGCCGUCAUUUAUUACAUGCCUGUCCGGCACUUAUGCUUUUGUCCUGCCGUUGAUGGGAGAGGAACUCCGAAUCCUCCAACAAGAAGCCAAUCCAACGGUGCUGUUGAACACGUUCGAGGAGCUAGAAGCCGACGCUCUAAGAGUCCUCGAUGACAGUUUCAGAGCGAUUGCAGUCGGCCCAUUGGUUCCGUCGAUUCUUUUAGACGGGGAAAACCUUUGGGACACCCGCAAUGACUACAUGGAAUGGUUGAGUUCAAAACCAGAGUCAUCGGUGAUUUACAUAUCGUUCGGGAGCCUAUGCGUGCUGCCGAAGAGACAGAUGGAGGAAAUCGCGCGUGGUUUAAUUGACAGCGGGCGUCCAUUCUUGUGGUCAAUCAGAGAGGAGGAAGAGCAAGAGAAGGUGAGCGAGUACGCGGAGGAAAUGGAAGAGAAGGGGAAGAUAGUGAGGUGGUGUAAGCAGGCGGAGAUACUGUCACACAAGUCGGUGGGGUGUUUUGUAUCGCACUGUGGGUGGAAUUCGAGCCUGGAGAGUCUGGUGGCGGGGGUGCCGGUGGUGGGAAUACCUCAGUGGGCAGAUCAGACGACAAACGCCAAGUUGAUAGAGCAGGUUUGGAAGACCGGGGUGAAGGUGAGGGUGACAAAAGAGGAGGACGGCGCCGGAAUAGCGAGAGGGGAGGAGAUAAGGAGGUGCGUGGAGGAGGUGAUGGGAAAUGGAGAGAGGGGGAAGGAGGUGAAGAAGAAGGCGGCCGAAUGGGGGGAGGUGUCGAGGGAAGCCGGGAAGGCAGGUGGUUCCUCUGACAGCAGGCUGAGGGCUUUGUUGGAUGAGCUUGUCUCAGCCCCCAAUAACUAGUUGUUAAUUUGAUUGUCGUUAUAAUUAAGAGUGAUCAAUUUGGUCUUACUAUAAUUUCUAUUUACUGGGCAUAUGUACGAAGGCCUUGUGUAAAACAGAAACUAGGAAUAGUACGGGAGGCAGUCCGCGGUGGCGGGUGUUAGUGGGAUUGUGGAAGCUAGGCAGCUAAGACAACGCAUGUUCCGUUUGUGCUACAUAGUUUAUAUGUGGCUUACCGUUAUCAGCCAUUGCAAAUCAAUGAAGUCAGCUUAUAUUCAA